Messenger RNA from Phoenix dactylifera (date palm), 1587 nucleotides. RefSeq names its product putative aspartic proteinase GIP2. Gene Ontology annotation, molecular function: aspartic-type endopeptidase activity. Gene Ontology annotation, biological process: proteolysis. NCBI's taxonomy places the organism in Eukaryota, Viridiplantae, Streptophyta, Magnoliopsida, Arecales, Arecaceae. The record is from RefSeq and is a predicted model, not a curated record.
AAGCACUACAAAAAGAACUGCAGGCUUGAACGUCUCCUCACCAUGUCCGCAAUGGCUUCCUCCGCGCCCAUUCUCCUCUUCGCCUCCCUCCUCUUCCUCUUCUCCAUCUCCUCGGCCCAACGGCCCCACGCCCUCGUCGCCCCGGUCGCCAAGGAUGCCGCCACCCUCCAGUACGUGACCCGCGUCAGCCAGAGAACCCCUCUUGUGCUCCUCAAGCUCGUCGUCGACCUCGGCGGUCGCUUCCUCUGGGUCGACUGCGACAACGGCUACACCUCGUCCACAUACCGCCCCGUCCGAUGCCGCUCGGCCCAGUGCUCCCUUGCCAUGGCCAACGGGUGCGGCGACUGCUUCUCCGCCCCCCGGCCCGGGUGCAACAACAACACCUGCGGCGUCUCCCCUGAGAACCCCUUCAUCCGAACAAGCACCGGCGGCGAGCUCGCCGAGGACGUCCUCUCCCUCCCAUCCACCGAUGGGUCCAACCCUGGCCCUCUUGCCGUCGAUCCCAGCUUCCUCUUUUCAUGCGCGCCCACGUCCCUCGUCGAAGGCCUUGCGAGCGGCGCCACCGGCAUGGCGGGCCUCGGCCGGACUAAAAUUGGUCUACCGACGCAGCUCGCUGCAACGUUCAGCUUCCAUCGGAAGUUCGCGCUGUGUCUCUCAUCUUCGACAUCGUCGGACGGUGUCAUAUUCUUCGGCGACGGACCCUACAACUUGCUCCCGAAUGUGGAUGCUUCGCAAUCUCUUAUCUACACUCAUCUCAUCAUCAAUCCUGUAAGCACCGCCGGAACUUCUGUAGCAGGAGAGAAGUCGGCCGAGUACUUCAUCGGAGUAAAAUCAAUCAAGAUAAACGAAAAAACGGUGCCUAUCAACACUACAUUGCUCUCCAUCGAUAGAAACGGCGUCGGUGGAACCAAGAUCAGCACGGUCACUCCAUACACCACCCUCGAGACCUCCAUCUACAAGGCGGUGGCAUCGGCGUUCGAAGAGUCGUUGGCUAACAUCACCAGGGCCGCGGCGGUGUCGCCAUUCACCGUGUGCUUCAAUUCGAAGGAAAUCGGGAGCACGAGAGUCGGGCCGGCGGUGCCGUCCAUCGACCUUGUGCUGGAGAGCGAGAGUGUGUUCUGGAGGAUCUUUGGCUCCAACUCGAUGGUGCAGGUGAAUGACGACGUUCUUUGCCUGGGGUUCGUGGACGGCGGCGCGAACCCGAGGACAUCGGUGGUGAUCGGAGGGCAUCAGCUGGAGGACAACCUGCUGCAGUUCGACCUGGCAACGUCGCGGUUGGGGUUCAGCUCGUCGCUGCUCUUCCGGCAGACCACCUGCGCCAACUUCAACUUCACGUCCAAUGCCUAGUGACCCAGCGACGGAUAUAUACGUGCUCUUAUAUAUGACCUAUUCCCUUGUUUUAUUGUGGAUCGUUGGAAUAAACCUAUGCAGGCCUUUGAGAAACUCCAAUUCUUGUGGUAAUGGAUAUAGUUUUAUAGAAUAAAAUGAGACAAAGUAAGUGCUGAACGAUUAGGAAGUUGUCUUUGUAAGAGAUCCCCACAACUAUUAUUUGUCGGCAGAAAUAUACAUUAAAUAUAUUGAUCUAAA